AUGGCUGAAGUUGAUCACGAAGUCGAAAUCGCCGCUGAGGAAUCCGAUCACAGUGGAUCCGAACUUGAGAGCGUGGCAUCUUCGACGACCAGUCUCAGUGCCUCUAUUCUUGAAUACCGGAUUGAAAAUGGCCGGACAUAUCACCGAUACAAGGAUGGAAAGUAUGGCAUGCCCAACGACGAAACUGAGGCGGAACGGCUAGACUUCCAGCAUGAUAUUUGCGUCUACACAUUUGACGACAGACUUGGAAUGGCGCCGCCAUGCGAUGAUACCGCAAAGGUCGGGCGAGUGCUUGACAUUGGAGCCGGAACUGGGAGCUGGGCUAUGGAUUUUGGCGACUUACACCCUGAGUCCGAGGUAUUGGGCGUUGACCUCUCGCCUCGUACCCCGAACGUCAGGUUCGAGGUUGACGAUGUCGAGGAAGAGUGGACUUAUUCUCAGCCUUUUGAGUAUAUCCACAGCCGAUUUAUGACCGCAGCUAUUGACGACUGGGGUAAAUUCAUCAAGAGGUGCUACGACAAUCUUACCCCUGGUGGAUACCUAGAACUUCAAGAAGCCGACGUCAUGCCCAAGUCUGACGACGGCUUGUUGCCCAAAGACUCUGCGAUUGUCAAAUACGUCAAUAUGUUGCACGAGGCUUCCGAAAUUACGGGGCGCGUAUUCGUCGAGGCGCCUCCGCUGAAGAACAAGAUGAUUGAAGCUGGCUUCGUCGACGUUGAGCUCCGCGUCUUCAAGUGGCCUCACAACACCUGGCCCAAGGAUGAGAGGUACAAGAAGCUCGGCUUAUGGACGCAGGAGAACUUCGGUUCUGCGCUCGAAGCCUUGUGCAUGGCCGCCUUCACCCGCGUGCUCGGUUGGACGCGCGACGAGGUCAACGUCUUCCUCAUCGACGUUCGGAAUGACCUCAAGAACAAGAGUUACCACGCAUACUGCCCCGUCUACUGCAUCACUGGCCGCAAGCCGGAGAAGGAGAAGACUCCGCCGGUUCCUCAGGAGGAGACGGAGGCAGAGGAGGGAGCGUAG
Colletotrichum acutatum is the source of this 1023-nucleotide messenger RNA. RefSeq names its product TAM domain methyltransferase. The coding region runs from base 1 to 1023 and encodes 340 amino acids. NCBI's taxonomy places the organism in Eukaryota, Fungi, Ascomycota, Sordariomycetes, Glomerellales, Glomerellaceae. The transcript has 10 exons. Gene Ontology annotation, molecular function: methyltransferase activity. The record is from RefSeq and is a predicted model, not a curated record.